This is a messenger RNA of Gastrolobium bilobum, 1663 nucleotides long. RefSeq lists its product as hypothetical. The transcript has a single exon. The annotation marks the transcript as partial. Lineage: Eukaryota; Viridiplantae; Streptophyta; Magnoliopsida; Fabales; Fabaceae. The record is from RefSeq and is a predicted model, not a curated record.
UUAUAUGUAGGUGGUGGAUUUGCUAGUGGAAUUAUUGAUCUAGGGGGGCUAAAAGUGUCUCAAGUUUCAACAUUCAACAAAGUUUGGACAACCUUAGAAGGUGGACCAGAUAAUGCAGGGGCUACAUUCUUUGAGCCAGCAGGAAUACCUGAGGGGUUCUUCACAUUAGGCUAUUACAGCCAACCAAACAACAAACCUCUUUUUGGAUAUGUUCUUGUGGCAAAAGAUGAUUCUUCAGCUGAUAAUGGAGCUUUAAAGGAACCAGUUGAUUACACACUGGUAUGGAGCAGCAGGUCCCAAAAAAUCAAGCAAGAUAAGGAUGGUUAUAUUUGGUUACCAACAGCACCUAAUGGCUACAAGGCUUUGGGACAUGUUGUCACCACCACUCCUGAUAAGCCUUCCCUUGACAGAAUCAGGUGUUUGAGGUUAGACCUCACAGAUCAAUGUGAGACAUACUCAUGGAUUUGGGGACCAGGCAAGAGCAAUGAUGAAAAAGGUUUCAAUGUUCAUGAUGUAAGACCAAGCAACAGAGGAACUCAAGCACCUGGUGUUCAAGUAGGAACUUUUUUUGCCCAAGAUGGUGGCACUACUAGCACUAUCCCAAUUGCCUGUUUGAAAAACACCAACAUGAACUUCUCCUCCAUGCCUAAUCUACCCCAAAUUCUGGCAUUAAUCCUAGCUUACUCUCCAAUCAUGUACUUGCAUCCUGAUGAAAAGUACCAAUCUGCUUCUACUAAGUGGUUUUUCACCAAUGGGGCAUUGAUUUAUGAGAAAGGAGAAGAGUCCAGACCACUGCCAAUAGACUCAACAGGUUCUAACCUUCCUCAGGGUGGCACCAAUGAUGGUGCCUAUUGGUUGGACCUGCCUGCUGAUAAAGCCAACAAAGAAAGGGUCCAAAAAGGAGAUUUCAAGAGUUCCCAAGUUUACAUUCAUGUAAAACCCAUGUUUGGUGGAACAUUCACUGAUCUUGCCAUGUGGGUUUUCUACCCUUUCAAUGGGCCUGCAACAGCAAAAGUAGGACUCAUAAAUGUUCCACUUGGGAAAAUAGGAGAACAUGUUGGGGACUGGGAGCAUGUGACAUUAAGGGUAAGCAAUUUCAAUGGGGAGUUAAGAAAGGUAUAUUUCUCACAACACAGUAAAGGUCAAUGGGUGGAUUCUUCUGAACUUGAGUUCCAAAUUGGUAACAAACCAGUGGCUUAUUCUUCCUUAAAUGGCCAUGCUUUUUACUCAAAAGCUGGACUUGUUAUGCAAGGUCUUAGUGAUAUUGGAAUAAGGAAUGACACUGCUAAGAGUAAUAUGGUGAUAGAUAUGGGGUUGAGUUUUGAAAUUGUUUCUGGGGAAUAUUUGGGAUCAGCAAUUACAGAACCACCAUGGUUGAAUUAUGGCAGGCAAUGGGGUCCAAAAAUUGACUAUAACAUUAAAGAAGAGUUUAACACCGUGGAAAAGGUGUUCCCUGCUUUGAAAAUUCUUGAAGAUAAAUUACCAGAUGAGUUAUUGGGUGAGGAAGGACCCACAGGGCCAAAGAUCAAGAAAAAUUGGAGUGGUGAUGAACUUUGAAAGAUUUGGUGGCAUUAUUCAGACCAAGCAAUUAAAAACGAAGACUUUGGCUUGUUUGUUGUGUGUAUUUAUAAUGUUUGUCUUGAAUAUCUACAUUAUUUUGAGG